AGAACAGUCGCUUACAAUAUAGUUUCAUGUCACAAUAAAUCGAAUAAAUCGAAGGACAUAUAAAAAGCUCAAAAUAACACCCACAAGAACCCGUAACCGUUUCCCACCUAAGAGUCUCCACACAUUAGAAAAUAACCUUUUACCAAAAGUUGGUUUUUACAAAUAAUAACGUACCAAGUGGUCUUGAAAUACUGAGUAUUCCAGAAAUGCUAUAACUAUUUGGAAUAAAAUAAUAACUUGUAUUGAUUUGUUAGAUAGGAUGCAUAAAUUGGUACGAAUCCAAACAGUUGCAUAUUUUCUUUCUCGACUGUAUUUGCAAUUUCUCAGGAAUCGAGCACGAAGUCAAGAGGUGUCAAUCAGCCAAUCAGGCAAACCGCUAUAGCCCGCGAAACCUCGGACUAUGGACCCAUGCCCUAAGACAAUUUGGGGGUGUAAGAAUUUUUGCUAGAUUUUGGGAGAGAAGGAUGAGCAACAGAGGUAAUAGCAGUGGAAGUGGCAGCAACAGCAACAUCAGUUCUUCCAAUCGCCCUGAAUGGUUGCAACAGUACGAUUUGAUCGGUAAAAUUGGUGAGGGAACUUACGGUCUUGUGUUCCUGGCGAAGAUUAAAUCCAAUCGGAGCAAGUCUAUCGCGAUUAAGAAGUUCAAGCAGUCCAAAGACGGCGAUGGUGUUUCCCCUACGGCAAUUCGCGAAAUCAUGUUGCUUAGGGAGAUAACCCAUGAUAAUGUGGUAAAACUGGUGAAUGUGCACAUCAAUCAUAUCGACAUGUCACUCUAUCUGGCUUUUGAUUAUGCAGAGCAUGACCUCUAUGAAAUUAUUAGACAUCACAGAGACAAAGUCAACCAAGCUAUCAACCCAUACACAGUGAAGUCAAUACUCUGGCAAUUGCUUAAUGGGCUAAAUUAUCUUCACAGCAACUGGAUUAUGCAUCGAGAUCUUAAACCCUCCAAUAUUUUGGUAAUGGGUGAUGGAGAAGAACAAGGAGUUGUAAAAAUUGCUGAUUUUGGACUUGCUAGAAUAUAUCAAGCUCCACUGAAGCCAUUGUUUGAUAAUGGGGUUGUUGUAACCAUUUGGUAUCGUUCACCAGAGUUGCUCCUUGGAGGGAAACACUAUACUAGUGCAGUUGAUAUGUGGGCUGUUGGCUGUAUAUUUGCUGAGCUUCUGACAUUGAAGCCAUUGUUUCAAGGACAAGAAGUUAAAGCCACACCAAACCCUUUUCAGCUUGAUCAACUUGACAAAAUUUUCAAGGUUUUAGGUCAUCCAACAGUAGAAAAAUGGCCAACACUUGCCCAUCUUCCACAUUGGCAAACAGAUCAUCAACACAUCCAAGGGCACAAAUAUGAUAGUCCUGGUCUUUACAGUGUUGUUCACCUCUCUCCAAAAAAUCCCGCAUACGAUCUUCUCUCUAAAAUGUUGGAAUAUGAUCCUCGAAAACGUAUAACAGCAGCACAAGCUCUUGAGCAUGAGUAUUUUCGAAUGGAGCCUUUACCUGGACGCAAUGCACUAGUCCCCCCUCAACCCGGGGAGAAAAUAGUAAAUUAUCCAACACGUCCAGUUGACACAAACACAGAUUUUGAAGGCACAACAAGUCUUCAGCCUACUCAACAGGCAUCAGGAAACGUGGUGUCGGGGGGACAACAUGUAAUGCCAACUAGAAAUGUUCCACGCCCUAUGCACAUGGCCGGCAUGCAGAGGAUGCAACAGCAACAGCAGAAUAUGGCGGCGUAUGCGGGGGGUUGCCGCCCAGCCUCAUCAACAACAGCAACAACAACAGCAACAGUUGAGAAGAAAGGAUGCAAUGGGGAUGCCUGGAUACCCUCAACAAAAAUCAAGACGUUUUUGAGUAUGCAGGGAACAGGGAAAGAUCUGAAGUUAUCAAGAGAUUUCACUUUUGAGCACCUCAAAAAUUACCAGUUUUAUAUGAGGCAUUUGCAAUUAUCUUAUAUGGCGUUUGGUUUGCUGGAUUCCAUGGGAUUUGGCCGGAAUUGGAAUUCAAUUCCAGUCAAUUCCUAA
Messenger RNA from Lactuca saligna, 2012 nucleotides. The record is from the annotation of a GenBank genome assembly. NCBI's taxonomy places the organism in Eukaryota, Viridiplantae, Streptophyta, Magnoliopsida, Asterales, Asteraceae.